AUGAGCAGAAAAUCUUCCUCUACUGCGAGGCCAAAAGUUUUCUCUGCUGCUGCGCCAGCGGCACCGUCAGUGACCGCCUCGACGCACAAAUCGUCAGUGCUGAAGUCUGCCUUCGCACCGUCGCAAUUCCAACUGCAUCUGUUUGCAUCGGUCGUCCAGAGCUUCGACUCGAAUCAACUCCGCAUCCAUGAUACCACCACUGGACGCUUGAGGUGCCAGCACGACUCCGGGCCUGGGUCCAGGGUUACCAGUCUUGAUUGGGGCUACUACGGCACGACCUACCAAGAACAAAAACAAACUCCCUCAAAAAAGAAACGCAAGCGUCAUCAGGACUCAAGUGAAGCUGCAGUAGUGGCCUAUGGAACCAGCAGCUCAGAGAUCUGCUUCUUCUCGCCUGCCGAGGGCAAGAUAGUCGGCACACUAGCCGGUGCUCAUGAAAGAGGCAUCAAGGACUUCAAAUUCUCUCCUUCAGAGUACAAGGAAGGCUGGAGCAUCGGCGAAGAUGGAAAGUUGGUACAGUGGGAUCUCACCACCUCCCAGAUAACCAGGACAAUAUCCCUUCCGGACUCUGCUGUAGCCGUGCUGGCCACACCUUCGGUCAAGCCUCCUCAUAUUCUUUGCGCAUCAUCCACUCCUUUCGCCGUCACACUUGGGUCUCUUCAAGACUUUCAUCUUGAUAGAUACGACUCCUUCAAAAAUAACAUCCAUUCUUUAGUGCGAUCGGAAGAUCGUCCCACAGAACUCACCGAAUACUUUCUCGCCGCAGACACAGAACGAUACAUAAACAUCUAUGAUAUCCCACAUAAGAGACUGGUCCGAACCUUGGUUGCUGGCAGUGGAGUGGUCGCUGUUGAGCUCUCUCAUGGCUCCAAGGAUUUCCCAUCCGGGUCUACCCAACAAAUCCUAUCGGCAGUGACAAAAGAUGGCAAGGUUGAGUUAUUCAUUGAACCGUUCGAGGUGGCCAAGCAGCUCAAUGGGGAUCUGAAAUCCAGCAGGAAGAACCUCGCAAAGAAGGCUUCAGCUCAUGUACAACUCGUUAAUACUAGCAGCGAAGAAAAUCAAGUCCCCAUAGUCGCAGCCUCUUUGCAGGGUCCAGACUUGAUCUUUGUUUCUUCUGAAGGUGGGGUUGAUCUCAGCUUUCAAAAGAUCCGGUGGCGAGAUGAAGGAAACGGAGAGCUUCUCUUCGAUGGUGUGAAACAGGUCGUCAAGGUCAGCAGCGCAUCAACGCUCAACACUGCUACCCUCAACGGCGUCAAGGAUAUGGGCAAGUCACUUGUUGAUGAAUCAAGAGCGGUCGUUGUCAACGGUACUGCUGGAGGACCCCAUUCCGAUGCCAUAGAAAUAUCGAGCAGCGAGGAAGACAAUGAAGAAGACUCGGCAGACGAGGUCGAUGUGAAGGACAUGAAUUCCGAAGCGGACUCUGGCGAUGGAUCAGACGAAGAGAUGGCGGACGCCGACAGGGGUGAAGCCCUCGAGGCUGAGGAUGAAGAGAUGCACGACGGUGCAGCGUCUGAACACGAAUCAACUGCCGAAGAACCGACAUUCGGCGAGUUGCUUGCUUCGAAACAUCCCAAUACAAUAUCAAUCGCCGACAACCUCACACUGCCAGAUACUCGGAUCUCCAUCAGCGGAAGGGAUGGGGUACCAAUCAUUCCCUCGGGGAUGUCUCUGGGCACGGUCUUGACACAGUCAUUACGAACGAACGACCAAAAUCUCCUGGAAGCGUGCCUCCACACUCUCGACAUCAACAUCGUCAAGAACACAAUACAACGUCUCGACAGCUCACUCGCAGGUAUUCUCCUGUCCAAACUCGCGGAGCGCCUGGCCAGUCGUCCCGGGCGAUACGGGCACCUCAUCACUUGGGUCCAGUGGACCUGCAUCGCGCAUGGCGGUGCCAUUGCUGCGCAACCUGACGUCGCUGCAAAAGUGAGGACGCUCUACCAGGUCCUGACCCAGCGGUCCCGAACACUUGAUGACCUCCUCCUUUUGAAAGGAAAGUUAGACAUGCUCGAUGCGCAGCUAAGUUUUCGCAAACACCUCGCUGCCCAAAGACCGCCGAGACGCGACGGUCAGGAUGAGCCAGGCAUGAUCUACAUCGAGGGCGACGAGAACUGGGACAGCAGCAGUGGGGACGAUCUGGACGAAGAUGUGUCACGUCCGGUGAAGAAGCUCGCCAAUGGGAGAAGACAAGCGAAGGCCACGAAGCGGGGACUCGAAGACCUCAUCGGGGGUGACGAGUCUAGCGACGUUGAGGAACCGCUGGCGCUGGAGAACGGUGAUAUCGAUUCAGAUGACGAGGAUGAGGAUGAAGAAGAUGAAGAAGGGUUUGUUAUCAAUGGGCAAAGCCAUGGUCUACUAGACAAUGAGGCCGAGGUCUCGGGGGCGGAGGUCUCGGAUCCCGACGAUGAGGGUGAUGAAGGCGCUGAAUCGUCUUCCGACGAGGGCUCUUCCGCUGACGAGGAAGAGGAUGAAGACGACGAAGAAGAUUCUGAGAUGGACAGCUUCAUCAACGACGACUCGAUCUCGUUCGCAGAGGAUGAAGACGACAUUCACAUUUCUGGAGACGAAGAUGUAGACAUCGAGGACGAGGACAAGGGAGACGCAGCACCCUUCACUGAUCCAGUCGUGAAACCAGCGAAGCACCAGAGGAGACUUCAAAGUUCUCCCGCCGCCACGAAGACCAGCAAAGAUCAAAUGAAGAGUAAGAGCUCGAGGUCCAGCUAG
Exophiala aquamarina CBS 119918 is the source of this 2724-nucleotide messenger RNA. RefSeq lists its product as uncharacterized. Gene Ontology annotation, cellular component: nucleolus. Lineage: Eukaryota; Fungi; Ascomycota; Eurotiomycetes; Chaetothyriales; Herpotrichiellaceae. The coding region runs from base 1 to 2724 and encodes 907 amino acids. Gene Ontology annotation, molecular function: protein binding. The record is from RefSeq and is a predicted model, not a curated record. The transcript is spliced from 2 exons. Gene Ontology annotation, biological process: maturation of SSU-rRNA from tricistronic rRNA transcript (SSU-rRNA, 5.8S rRNA, LSU-rRNA).